GCUCAUGCGCUCCUCUGCCGCUAGGCCUGCUGGGUAAACAUGGAUGCUCACGAUCUGUUCCGUCGCCUCGGUGCUGGGGCCAAGUUCGACCUGAGGCGCUUUCCCGCAGACGCGGCCCGAUUCCAGCUAGGAAAAAGAAAAUUUGACUUUGAUUCCUCAGAGGUAUUAGAGGAUCUGAACUUCUUUGGAAGCAAGAAAUCAACCCUAACUGAAAAUAGAACCUCACUGGAUGAUACCCUAUCCAAGGGAGAGGAGAGACCACAGCAAAAAGCUGAACAUGAGGAGGAUAACAGGAUUGAAAGGAAGAGGAAAGGAAACAAGAAGAAAAAACAAUCUUCUGAAACAAUUUCCUUCAGUCCCAGCAAGGAAGAAGAUACUAUACUAUGGACAUCCUCAUUGGAAGCCAAGAUUAAAGAUAAAAAAGGAAAUGGAGAAAAUAAAGUAACUGCAGAGAAAUUGGAACGACUCCGAAAGGAAAAGAUAAAUCGUUUCCGAAAUAAACACAGAAUUCACAUUCAAGGAACAGAUCUUCCUGAACCCAUUGCAUCAUUUCAGCAACUUGACCAGGAAUAUAAGAUCCACUCUCAAUUACUCAAGAACAUCUUAAAUGCGGGUUUCCAGAGCCCUACACCAAUCCAAAUGCAAGCAAUUCCUGUCAUGCUUCAUGGUCGUGAACUUCUGGCUUCUGCUCCUACUGGAUCAGGAAAGACCCUGGCUUUUAGCAUUCCUAUUUUGAUGCAGCUGAAACAACCCACAAAUAAAGGCUUCAGAGCACUGAUCAUCUCACCUACACGAGAACUUGCCAGCCAGACUCAUCGAGAGUUAGUAAGACUCUCUGAGGGCACAGGAUUCAGAAUACAUAUGAUACACAAGGCGGCCGUGGCAGCCAAGAAGUUUGGGCCUAAAUCAUCUAAGAAAUUUGAUAUUCUUGUGACUACUCCAAAUCGAUUAAUUUAUUUGUUGAAACAAGAUCCUCCAGGAAUAGAUCUAAAAAAUGUGGAAUGGUUAGUGGUAGAUGAAUCUGACAAAUUGUUUGAAGAUGGAAAGACUGGUUUCAGGGACCAGCUGGCUUUCAUUUUCCUGGCAUGCACAUCCCACAAGGUCAGAAGAGCUAUGUUCAGUGCAACUUUUGCACAUGAUGUGGAACAGUGGUGCAAACUCAACCUGGACAGUGUUAUUUCUGUUUCCAUUGGAGCAAGGAAUUCUGCGGCAGAGACUGUGGAACAAGAACUCCUCUUUGUUGGAUCUGAAACAGGCAAACUUCUAGCCAUGAGAGACCUUAUUAAGAAGGGUUUCCACCCACCUGUUCUUGUUUUUGUUCAGUCCAUUGAAAGAGCUAAAGAACUUUUCCAUGAACUCAUUUAUGAAGGUAUUAAUGUGGAUGUAAUUCAUGCAGAGAGAACCCAGCAGCAGAGAGAUAACACAGUCCAUAGUUUCAGAGCAGGAAAAAUCUGGGUCCUCAUCUGCACAGCCUUGCUAGCGAGAGGAAUUGAUUUUAAAGGCGUGAACUUAGUAAUCAACUAUGACUUUCCAACCAGUGCAGUGGAAUAUAUCCAUAGGAUAGGUCGAACUGGAAGAGCAGGACAUAAAGGAAAAGCUGUCACAUUCUUCACUGAAGAUGACAAACCAUUAUUGCGAAGUGUUGCCAAUGUGAUACAGCAGGCAGGAUGUCCUGUGCCAGAGUACAUCAGAAGCUUCCACAAGCUUCCAAGCAAACAAAAGAAGAAAAUGAUUAAGAAACCAUUGGAAAGGGAGAGCAUUAGUACAACUCCACAGUAUUUCUUAGAAAAUGCCGAGAGAGAACAAAAAAUUACUCAUCAGAAUUCUGAAAAGAUGGCAGCAUCUGCUAAAACCAAAAAUAAUAAUCGGAUGCCUUCGAAGAUUACUCCAGAAAUAUAAUUCCAUUGCUUUAAGUACCCCGAUGUGAAGUGCUGUUUCCAUGAAGCACAAGUCACCUAUCUCUUAGAUUGAAAUAAAACUCCUGGAAGGUGUCAGUACAGAAAGUGAUACUUUAUCCUGUGCUAUCACCAUUUCUUAAUCAAGUUUCACCUUAGAGGUGGCUUUAUGGAUAAUACUAAUAAGGAAAACUAUUCUUGGAAAUGUUUGAGGGUUGAGUCCACAGGAAUACUUCUUAUAGAAGGCCCUAAUGUACAGAUGGGCCAAGAAACACACAGAGACAGGUGGUCAUUUCUGAAAAUUUCCCCUGCAGGUGGAGGGAGUGAUGCCUGCUGGAUCAUAAUACAAUUAUCCUGCUGGAUAAUACAAAUAAGAGCUUCAGAUGUCCCCUGAGAAUUUGAGAAUAUCUUUAAGAUGCAUAUGGAAUAGUGCAUCAUGAAAGCCAUACUCUUAAGUAACCAAGCAUGACAUGUUCAUUUAUUUAACAUUCUUUAAAUAGCUUGGGUGGGGAGGCCUUUGUGAUGUGGGCACAGAAAGGGACUCCCAUUCUGUAGUUCCUAUUUAAUUUACUUAAUCCCCUGGAAAUAAGCACCAGCUCUUCUGUUACUAUCUUCAUACUAUCAGGGUAGCACCAAGCUCCUCCUCCAUCCAUCUUGCUGUAACUAGAUCACUGCCAAUGUUGCCUCAUUUUCCACCACUUAAUUGUGCUAUUGAAUCCUAUAUCUUUCCAUACCCAUGGGUUUUCGUUGAAAACCAAUCCAUAAUUUAUCCUGAUAGGAAUAAAUGUUCCUAUUACUUGAUAUUCUUUUGGCACCACUCUCUUUAUGUCUGCCUCCCUAAGGGUUUUUUGCCCUAAUUUCAUCUAGUAAGCAAAUCCUUGCCAAAAUACUACACAGAUAUGGAAAUUAUUUGGUAUUUUUGUAAAUGCUGGUUUUGUACUAUGGAAUAAAAGCCUCUUGAUCUCAAGAAAUGA
Molecule: messenger RNA, 2869 nt
Organism: Gracilinanus agilis (Agile Gracile Mouse Opossum)
Lineage: Eukaryota; Metazoa; Chordata; Mammalia; Didelphimorphia; Didelphidae
Gene: DDX52
Product: DExD-box helicase 52
Exons: 15
Coding region: 40-1899 (619 amino acids)
Biological process (GO): maturation of SSU-rRNA
Cellular component (GO): 90S preribosome
Molecular function (GO): ATP binding; RNA helicase activity; nucleic acid binding
Source: RefSeq, a predicted model, not a curated record